Talaromyces amestolkiae is the source of this 900-nucleotide messenger RNA. RefSeq lists its product as uncharacterized. The record is from RefSeq and is a predicted model, not a curated record. Bases 1 to 900 code for a protein of 299 amino acids. NCBI's taxonomy places the organism in Eukaryota, Fungi, Ascomycota, Eurotiomycetes, Eurotiales, Trichocomaceae. The transcript is spliced from 3 exons.
AUGGCCAACGUCAACAAGGCAGUCAUACCGAACGGGGUGCCAGACAUCAGAGGAUUCAGUCCGACAGAAACUCUAAGUCUGAGAGAAGACAAGUGCAACAAAGCUCAUUGUGCUGUUUCACCACAGUGGAUGACUCCGAAUAUUCGCCAGCAGCAAAACGACUCCAGUUACACCACGGCGGUGGUCCGAGACCCCACAGCGAGCAACUCCACGAAACGAUCGAUCACAGUACCUAGGGACACCUACCAGACCUUCACUUCCGAGCACACCCAAUUCACAACUACAGCGCUUUUGCUGACCGAGCUCUCGAAACCAAUUUCAAGCGCAGAUGAUGAAGGGUACAUUUACAUUUUCUGGGUGACGCCUCAGAAACCAGACUCGGUAGAAGCGCCGCCGCGAGACAUUGCUUUGAACUUACUCCCGCCUCCGGGUCGACCAAGCCAUUCUCGUCGGACAAGUGAUGCCCUGCGCGCCGCACAAGCGAUUGACCCUCGCUCCAAAGGAACUGCUGGUCAACCAGGAACCAUUCGUCUUAAGAUCGGGCGCACAAGCAAUGUCCAUCGCCGGUUGAAUGAAUGGUCAAAACAGUGCUCCCACAAUCUCACAUUGAUCCGCUAUUACCCCUAUACCAAUUCCUCACCAUCACCAUCACCGUCUCCCGCUCGGAAUCCGGAUAGUGGACAAUCCCAGGGACACGGCCGACGGGUGCCUCAUGUCCAUCGUGUCGAGAGAUUGAUCCAUAUUGAGCUGGCUGAUCAGCGGGUCAAGGGCGAGGGCCCAUGUGCUCAAUGCAAUAAAGAGCACAGGGAAUGGUUUGAAUUCAGUGCUACCAAGGAUGCCUUGAAGAUUGUGGAUGACUGUGUCAGACGCUGGAUUACAUGGGGAGAGCAGCAUACAUGA